CGCAACCCUUCGUGUUCCCAAUAUCUCUUUAUGUCGCACAGACAGGCUGCUGCUUCACAAUCCAGAGUCCAAGACGUGGGACUGGAGUGCAGCUGCUCAGUGCUCGCGCGAGAACCCGCCUGCCUUCCUUCUUUUUCGUCCCUCUGGCUGGUUUGGUGGUUGAGAUUUGUAAUUCGUCCUUAUUAUUUCCAAUAGGAGCUUUUAUAUCUCAGGACAGGAAAAAGCUCACGUUUUCAUUCUAUUGGUAGAUCUGUGGUUUUGCUCUCCAAUUAAUGCCACGCGGUUUUAUUUUUUAGUCUAUCUAUAAGUUUAGGGUAGAUGUUGGUGUACUGCUUUGAUGGGUUGAACUAUAGGCCUUUGAUGCUUUAAUGUCUCUUCCUGGGUGGCUUUGGCUCUGCAACAUCUUGUUCUACUUUUUUGGUAUUCUCCAACCUGACUCUUUUUCUGUCUACUCGCUGCAGGUCAAUUUGUCAAAGAUAUAUGUAAAUAAAUAACAGGUCAAAAAGAUUUAGACAUUUAUAUCAAUCGGCGCAUUUAUGAACCUAAUGUAUUAAAUUGUAAUGUUGACAUCCACUAAUUCUGCUUAUAAAUCUUUUUCAUCGCUUUUUACACUUGUAAAGCAAACUUACGUUAUACGCCUAUAUAUAUAGAUGAGGCACUGUACACAAUAAAACAUACAUUUCUCUUUAUUUCAGUUCAAGUUAGCGUUCUUUUUCUUCUUCUCCCGCUGUUCGGUUCACACUUAACUGUAAGUUUAUCUUCUUCAUGAUAUUCCUACUGUAAGACAAGUUUGUAGGUUGCUUCUCCGCUCUAGUAACCAAAGUUUCGUUUUCUUAAGCUAUGUUAUUUCGCUAUGUAUAUUUUUUUAUUGCUUUUGUUUAUUAAAAAUUAACGUAUUUUGUAAGAUAUUACAGUACAAGUUUCACAAUGAACCUGUUGAAGUCUCCGAUUUCUAUAAGACUCAACAAAGAUCCUAACUCAGACAAAGUGUUUUUUGCUGAGGUUGAAGAAGAUUUUAUACAGUUUUUAGCCAAAUAUAUUGAUAUGGCAGUAAGUCAAGUUUCUUAUGUCUUAUCAUCGGGUAGAGGGGGUUGCAAUUUAGAAAACCUUAUUAGUUCUUUAAAGCUUAUUAGAACUGCAUCCUCAGGCAGUUACCCCGGGCCUGAUAGAACUCCUGAUAGAACUGAUUUAAGUUCUUUAAGGUUUAUUAAAACUGCAUCCCCUGGCAGUUACCCCGGGCUUGAUAUAACUGGUUUAAGAGGACUCUUUUUACCCUCUUCCUCUAGUUAUCCUGUUUUAAUUGAAGGAAGUAGCAUGAAGACAACAUCGGUCUUUCCUGCUUUAAUGGAAGAAAAGAGUCAGAAGACCCCACUGGGCGUUCCUACUUCAAAAAGAUUUAUUUUAUUUUAAGUUAAUGUAUUUAAUUGUUAAUAUAUCAUACGGCGCAUUUAAAAUAUAAUCCUAAUCUUCCAUUGUAUCCUUCAAAGAAAAAUCUUAGGCUUUAAUUUCAACUAUUUUAUUAACAUCAAAAUGAGUGUUUUAAUUAAAAUUGUUUUUAAAUUUAGAUAGCACUAAAGUGGCAACUGGCAUUUCCGAUUUAUGGCCAUCUACAGUAAUAGUUUUUCCGAUUUUGGUUACGGCAAUGAAAUUGAAUCCACACCUCUCCUCCUCCUUCGCGGAUUGGUAGGUAGCACUAAUUAUAAUUGAAAAAGUAUUCUUCUCCUCUUAUAUGACAGGUUCUCUUCUCCAAAGCACCUCACCAGGCCCAGCCCGCCGGACCUUCUUGUAUCCAGCCUGGUGGCCGGCCUAAACCCACCCACCCAGCUCACCGUCCUGCUUGCAUCUCAUCUGGUCGUGAAGUUUUUCUUUUCGAAAGCACCUCACUUCACCGAAAGCCUCCCUCCAGCCCGCCGGACCUUCUUGCUUCUCUCCUGGUGGACGGCCUGAACCCACCCAUCCAGCUCACCGACCGCCUUGCAUCUGGUCGUGAAGCUACAGCCGUACCAAACGCACCAUUCAUCUUCCUCAAAUUGGUGUGUUUCAUCCUUCACACAUGGCACGCGUUGUCAAAUCACAAACUAUCCGGAUGUUCUUCACCCUCAAGCAGUUUCGUAGAUAUUACAACACAAGUUGGACACUGGAGCAAGAGAACUCAAGAAUGAUUAUAAAGCUCUUUAUGAACACUGAAUUGAACAAAGUGUUUUUUGCUUAUGUUGGAUCAGACUUCGUGUUGUUUUUGGUCAAGCUUUUAUGUACCUCAUCAAGCCAUUCUUCUGAUCUCAUAUCACCGGAAAUUCCAAUAUGCUCUAUAGGAAACCUUCACAAUAGCUUAAAAGAAAUUAAAAAAAUCUUCGGAAACAGCCCUCUUCAGCCUGAUAUUUCUAAACAAAAAAGUAUCAUUUCUUCCUCUCCUUCUCCAUUUCCUAUGUUGGUUGUAAAAAAUGAGAAGACCAUCGGUGUGAGAUAUUUGAUUACGGAUGAUUUAAAAGUAAUGCUAUUACGUGAACAAUAUGUUCUUGAUCACCUACCUGAGAACAGACGUGUGGAGGUGGUGGACGUUGAAUUUGGUCAAGAAGAGGCAGUCGUCUUUAUGAAUGCUAUGUUGAAAUCAACGACGGUGCUUACUGAUACUUUUGCUUCUGCUGCCCUAAAGAAAAAGGCUAAAGAGAUGGAUGCUGAAGCAACCCUCAGUUCGUAGAUCACUAGUUAAUUUUCUUUUAAUUAGGGGCUCUUCUGUGCUUCCCAUUUCUUCCUUUUUUUUGUUAAGUUACUUUCAAUGUAAGUACAAGAUAGCGUUGCUUGUAAUGUUUUUGGAUGACAUUUAUUGCUAAGUUGUCCUCCUCUAUGAUGCCAUUUUAUUGGA
Messenger RNA from Dendrobium catenatum, 2863 nucleotides. RefSeq lists its product as uncharacterized. The transcript is spliced from 5 exons. The record is from RefSeq and is a predicted model, not a curated record. Lineage: Eukaryota; Viridiplantae; Streptophyta; Magnoliopsida; Asparagales; Orchidaceae. The coding region runs from base 2054 to 2698 and encodes 214 amino acids.